This is a messenger RNA of Volvox carteri f. nagariensis, 6471 nucleotides long. It is a transcript of the gene cyc54, whose product is annotated as guanylyl and adenylyl cyclase family member. The record is from RefSeq and is a predicted model, not a curated record. NCBI's taxonomy places the organism in Eukaryota, Viridiplantae, Chlorophyta, Chlorophyceae, Chlamydomonadales, Volvocaceae. Gene Ontology annotation, biological process: intracellular signal transduction; cGMP biosynthetic process; receptor guanylyl cyclase signaling pathway. The coding region runs from base 1 to 6471 and encodes 2156 amino acids. The transcript is spliced from 13 exons. Gene Ontology annotation, molecular function: peptide receptor activity; guanylate cyclase activity.
AUGAUACUGCAGAGAUCUACUUGGCGGUGCAUCUCCAACCAACGCAGGCGCAGCAAGCAUGCACCAGCUGCAGCGCCGGUCUGGAACCCACAGAACACUCCAGAUCCAAUAGUUAUGCCUUCACCCGCGUUCUCGCCGCGUGAAUCAGUCGAGGUGCAGCUGAAGGCAUUGCGGGCCAACGAUGACCCCUGGCUGAACCAUGGCAUCCAGACCGCCUAUGAGUUCGCGGCGGACGCGGGCGGCAUGGAGCGGUCCCGGUACUUUGGCUUCUCCAAGGAUCUCUACCAUUUCGACCACUACCUGGGCAUGUUUGGCAACCUAUUGGGCGACCUGGUCAACCACCAAUCCUACGAGGUCAUGCAGGUGCAAGAGCCGGAGCCAGGCACGUUCGUUUUGCGUGUGAGCGUUAUUGGGCCCACGGGUCUGUCCGGGCUGUACGACUUUACGAUGGAUCGUUUGCUAAUCCUGAGGGUGGCCAAGCAGAUCACCGUGGAGGGCCUUGUUUGGGGCUCCCGCCUGCCCCAGUUUGGCAAACCUGUGGAAUUGAACUCGAAGACGAUGGGCUGCAUAAGGCAGCGGCAGCAGCACUGCACCCGAAGUAUGGCAGCUACUUUGCAGCGACUGUUUUGUUGUUUUAAAAUUACAGAGACUAUCACUCGUGGCAAUAGAAGACAUAAAGAUGAUCGGCAGGGAGAAAAGCCUGCAGCAGCCGUUGUCGACAGGGACGCUCCUGUCCACGCCUACUUCUCGCUCAUGCUGCAACACAUAUCGGAUCCGGUCGCUCUAUUUUCACAAGCAGGAACCUUGCUCGCCAACAACCCUGCAAGCGUUGAGCUUUUUGAUCACAUGCGACGGACCACUCUUGGUUUUACGACAGCGGAUGGCUUUCCAUCCGCUUCCCUACAGCUCCUCUUCGCGACAGACCUCGAUGCCUUGCAGGACGCCAUGGCGGCGGUGCAGGAGGGCCGCACGUGGAGAGGGCUGCUGCACGUUCCCCAGCUGCCACAGCUGACCUUUAGCCCUUGCAAUGCGGCCGCCGAUGCCGGCGGCCCUGGUGACGGCGGCAGCGGCCGCGGCGCUCCAUGCAACAACCUAACUUACUCCCAGUACGGGCCAUCCAGCCUGUAUCCGAGCCAUGGGGCAUGUUAUCCCCCUGCCGAUGGCGCCGACGGCUAUGCCGACUACGAAGAUGGCAUGCGGGGCCUCGCCGUCGCCCAGAUCACGGCACCGUCUAUACCGCUUGCACAGCCGUCAUUGUGCUCCUCGCCCUGCACUGAAGCCAUCCUAGGCAGCUUGGAAACCACCGGCGGCGCAGCUGUUGCCGCUGCCGCCGCCGCCGCCGCUGCUGCCGCAGCUUCAGCGGGUGGCGCUGGCGGCAGCUCGUUCUGCCCUGCAGAGCGGAGGAGUGAGCUGCUUCUGGACGUCCUUCUAGGUAGCCUGCACGGACGCGAGGGCCAUCAAAGGUCGAACCACGCGCCAAACAUCAGCGCUGUACAACCGCCAACCGCCAACGACUUCGGCGGGCCUGUCAGCGAGAACGAGGGCGCCAAUGGCUGCCCGAGUGGCCGCCUGGAGGACAGCAGCUGCCAAGGCAUGGAGCACCAAACCCUACCGUCAACCUCCUGGGGGCCCGCCCUGCCCUUGUGGCAGCGGCCGCAGGUGCUGGGUAGGCGAGAAUCCUCCUUGGAGCAGUCCGCGCCCGGCGGUGCUAGCGGCGCCGGCGCCGAAACCGGCGGCUCAGCCAGAGUUAUCGGGGCCCGCGGGGCCGCAGGUGCACGCAACGACCAUGACAAACAUGGAGGCGGCGACGGCAACGGCGGCGACGUGUUUCACUCCUGGGUAGGGCUGACGACCGCGGCGGCGGGUGGCGCUGCCACCGUACAGCCUGGCCGCUGCGCUUCCAACGGCCAGGCUGCUGCUGCUUCUGUUGCUGCCCUGCCUGACCGGGUACUACGCAAUGACGGCGCCACAGCACCGACCCGUGGGUCCAGGUCGCUGGACGUCUGCUGCCGCACACUGAUGCCGAGUAAAGACUGUAUCUCUGGGCCAUCCACACGCCAAGCGGCCGCCGCAGCAGUGAUUACUGCGCUGCCUUCGUCCUCAUCAGCGUCCGCCGUACGGAUGCCGCCGGUUCCGAAGCAUUGUAGCGCGGUCACCGCUUUGCGUUGUUGCAAGCUGCCCGCUAGCGGCGGCGACAGCGGUGGCGGUGGUGGCGGCAGCGUUGACGACUUGCUUUCGGGGCGGCCGCCGGUCCCGCCGCCGCAGGUUCCUCUGGGGCCUACGAAGCCGUACCAGCAGCGACUGCAGCAGCGCCACAGCGUCCACGCCGGACAGGAGGAAGUGGCAGCGGUGGCCGCGGAAGUCUGCUGCGGCGGCGGUGGAGACGCCAGCCGUACGACAUGCGCCACCUCUGGUCGCGGUGCAGCUGCGGCUGGAUUGAUGGUGGAUACUAGCGGGCAUGGUGACGCGCGGUUGGCCCCGUCCGGACUCUCCAGGAUGGCUCCGUGCCGCGGCACAGCCGGCAGCGGCGGCGAUGGCGUAAUGGAGAAUCUCCCCAGAUCACGCAGCAGCUGUGCGCGUGAGGUCUGCUGUCCAGGUUCCGGAGUAGCGACCCAUGGGACGCACCACGGCAGCUCCAGCCCCUACUGCCUGCACAGCCCGCAUUCCCAUUUAAGCCAACAACAGCAAUCGGAAUUGCAGCUUCAGCUCCGCCGCGCCUUCCAUCUAGCAGGCGGCAGUGGUCGAUGGGCUUGGCUUCGCUCCGCUCGGCACGCUUCCUGGUGCGGCGGCAGCGGCGGCGUUGGCGUUGGCGGUGACGGCGGCGGCGGCGACUUGUCGCCGGUUCAGGUCGCAGCUCGGAACAACUCCGGGCCAUCAGGCCGUAGCGUCACCUGCUCAGCGGGGGCCUAUAGGAGCGGCGGCGCCAGCUGCGGCGGCAGUCUGCACGAGCAUCAUCGGCUGACACCAGCUGCGGCGGCGGCAGCGGUUGCGAUGGCGGCCGCCAAGCCUACGGUUCGUACAGAAAAGGAGGAGCAUGCACAGAGACGUGACAGCAUCAAUCGCGUGUGUUGUGACGGGCCCCCGGCACUCACCCCGCAAUCCGCAGCCGGCGCGUCGCUGCUGUCGACCGCAUUGGCGUGCAGGCACAGACAAGACAGCGGCGGCGGCGCCGCUGGAUCGCCGCCAGCAGCAGCAGCAGCAGCAGCGGCGAUGGCGGCGACGGCAGCGGAAAAGGUGGUCAACAGAGCGCUUCCCGCCCCCGCUGCCAGCGCAAUCACAGCACCAACUCGCCCCGUUGCCGCGGCCGCCGCCGCAAUGUUAGCAUCCGACGGCGACGACGCCACACGAUCGCGCCGGCCGGGUUCUGAAGGCUGCCCAGCGCUACCGCCGCUUUCCUGGGCAAAUCACCCCCAACGGCAGUCCGUGCCCUUUCCCGUGACGCAGCCCCGGUCGCCGUCGCAACCACACCUGCAGCAGCCGCAGCAGCGCCCGCCCACAUCGUCGCCAGCCCCGCCACCAGUCGUCUUCACGACGGCGGAGUGCGGCGGCAGCCAGUGGUCACAGACCUGUGACGGGAUGCUUCUUAUGCAUAGUCACCAAGAGCAAUUGUGGCAGGCUCUUUCAACGAGCACUUGGGGAACGAUGGUCGGUCCUCGCGGUCGCAACCGAGCAUCGUGCGCAGGAGGCGCUCCUGGCGGCGGCGGCGCCGCCGCCGCCGCCGAGCGCUCAUACGGCGGCGCAGCACGUCGCAGCACUGCCUACAUGGAGAACAGGUCGGUACGGUGCGGCGGAGCGUACGGCAAUGUCGGCGGCGGCCGCGGCCGGCCGUCACCGGGUCUGCAGGCAGAAGAUGUGUGCGGUCUGCAUGGCGGCCUACAGUCGUACACGCCUUCUGAGUCGUGUACGUCACACAACUCCAUUGGAGUGCAGCAGGGAUCUCGCAGCGUGCAUUUCCCCAUGUACCGAGCUACCGGGACCAGUGGAACUUCAACGGGAGCCUUCCCGAGGGAUCCCGCGGGCGAGCUCGCAAAGGCCGCCGCGUCCCAAGGCCUGUUAGGCUUCAGCGGCGCGUACGCCUCUGCCAAUGCCUCUGUCGGCGGCUGCGGUGGCAGCGGCCCUGCGGCGUGCAGAAGCGUCCCCGCCAACGUCAUCCACGGCGGCGGCGGCAGCGUACUGCCGCCGUCAAACGGAAGCGGCGGCGGCGGCGGCGGCGACGGUGAUCCAGUGUUCGGCAUGAGCACCAGCCCUGAUGGCCAGCUCAGUCUUCGCGGUCGACGAAUUCUUAGUCAGGCGGGAUCACCGCAGGCUCCACCUAGCUCGCGCACCACCUCCCCGGCGAAUGAUCUGAAAGGCCUCUCAUCCAGUCACAAGCGCAUGGACGGGACUGCGCCGCGGAGCCCCAGCCAAUCCCACGCACCCGCCCUGAGCCCAAGCAAUGGACGCGGCAACAUGGAUAUUUAUGCAGCGGCGGCGGCAGCAGGAGCAGCAACAGCUGGUGUGGCUGCGAGCAUGGCUGACUGCGACGUCAGCACGCACCGCCUCCGCAGCCCGGCGAGCAGGUGCGCCGCCGACAGCUGCCAGUCUCCUCGGGAACGGGUCGCGUACGGCCCGUACGAGAUGGCGCCUCUGUCAGAAUAUGAUGACGGCGGCGGCUCUACCGUUGCCGCUGCCGCGUCGAACGGGGGACUCAACAGCGGCCUCAAGGCCCCGCCCGGCCCCGCCAGUCCGACGUCGGGUCUUGCCGUACCACGCAUCGUACAGCUCACCAUGAGGUCCAUGGCACGGGCCGUUGGUUCGCUAGCGGCGAUGCAGCAAUCGCCAUGUACGGCGACGUACGGCGAGCCGCAUACAUCACGGUACGGCACCUUGGGCAGCCCCGGCGGCUCCAGCCUUUGCAUUGCCGAUCACUCCGUACGGGCUGGGGUGUUAGUACCAAUGUACGGCGGCAUGACGACGUGCGAGCACGGUAGUGCGGCGGCGGCAGCGGGAAUAGGCUCCCUGGAGCAAUCUCGCCACGGCUCCGUCAGCUGCGCCGGCGCAGAGCCGCCUCCAUCCCCGUACUGGGGCCGCGGCGGCAGCACCCCCGGGCUCCAAAGCCGGCCCUUCGGGUCUGCCGUACUUCCAGGAAUCAGCAAUGACGGUGGCGGCGGCGUCAGUGUAACCGCCGCCGCGAUGGCAGUGGCGGCCACCUCCGCUAGCUCGUGUCGCCGCCGCUGCACUGACGCGACACAGGAUCCUACACCCCAUGGGAUCCUAAAUUCAAAUUCAAACUAUAACGGCAUGUGUGGCGACUGGAAGCAGGUCCUUCCCAAUCGGUCGUGCCCGCCCACUUCCGUCCUGUCCGGCGGCGGCACACAUGCGGCUCCAGACGACAUCGAACUCGUUCCUGCGCCAUUGCCCACUACAGCAACCCCGGCGGCGGCGGUGGGGAAGGGUCGUGUGGUUUCGGAGCCGGCGGUGAUGCCGGCUAUCGGCUCCGGCGGCAACCCCCGUGUUGUGAAUGUGGACGGCGGCCGCUGGUUCGAGGUUGUGUUGUCCGGCGUACCUCACCCGGCUACGGGGGAGAUCCUCCUUCUGGUGGUGCAGCACGACGUGUCCAGCAGGGUGUGGGCGGAGAAACACCUCGUCCGGGUGAUGGAGGCGGAGCACCUGCUGCUGGAGUCCAUAUUUCCGCAACAUGUUCUGGAGCACAUCGCCGUCAUGGCCGCGACCUCAGCCCUCCCUGGAGACGACAAUCCCCUCCCCGCCGCCGGCGGGGGCCUGCCGCCGGCGGGGCCGGUGGAGGCGCCCGCAAAUGCAAUCAGCGGCCAUGCCCAGGCCGCCGCUGGCAAUCACAGCGGCUUUGGCCGCACCAGCACACGCACACUCCCUACGGCCGUUAGAAGCCCGGCGGCGGUGCCCAUCACGGGCGACACGUUUCUGCACCUGGCCACCUCCCACAGCGCCCUCACCGUACUGUUUUGCGAUAUCCAGGGUUUCACCACCAUGUGCAACUCCGUGAAGCCCGCCACCGUCAUGUCCUUCCUCAACGACCUCUACACGCGCCUGGACGCCAUGCUGGAUGCGUUCGGAGUGUACAAGGUGGAAACCAUUGGCGAUUGCUACGUGGCGGCGGGGGGCCUUAUGAAGGUGGACGUGGAGACGGGUGCAGUGACGGCUCUCCUUCGCGCCGCCAGUGCCGUACGUCUUCCCACCAGCGGUGAGCCUGUGCGGUUGCGUGUGGGUAUCCACAGCGGCCCCGCCAUGAGCGGAGUGGUGGGCACCCGCAUGCCGAGGUUCUGUCUGUUUGGCGACACCAUCAACACGGCCUCCCGCAUGGAGAGUACGGGGGUGCCGGGGGCAAUACACGUCAGCAAGGCCACACGCGACCUCACGCCGGAUGAGUGCUGGGAGCCCACGGGGGGUGUCGAGGCUAAGGGCAAGGGUCGCUUGCUGACGUACCUACUGCGACCACAAGCCGCUGCACCGUAG